UCAACAGAGCUCUCUAACUGUUCUAUGGCUGUAGAAGCAGGCAGAAUGCCAGAGUCCCCUGUUGAAGUUCCUGAAUAUCCUUUGUUUGUCACAGUUGGUGACUGGCUGGAUUCUAUCAAGAUGGGGCAAUAUAAGAAUAACUUCAUGGCUGCGGGGUUUACGACGUUCGACCUGAUUUCAAGAAUGAGCAUUGAUGAUAUUAGAAGAAUUGGAGUCCUACUCAUUGGACACCAGAGACGGAUAGUCAGCAGUAUACAGACUUUACGCUUACACAUGAUGCACAUACAGGAGAAAGGAUUUCAUGUAUGAAAGUACUACAAGCACUUGUGUUUUGUGCCUCAGCAUUUCUAAAAUGAACUAUAUCCUCUCUACUACCCCCUCCUCUGAUUCUCCAAACAUCACUUCACGAACUGCAGUCUCCUGUUCAAACUACGGGCACACACCUUUUGUUUAUGCUUCUAACCUGGAUUUUAAAAUUAUGCCUCAUAGCUCCUCUCUGAAUAACCUGCAGAUAAAACCCUGGCCCGCUGCAGAUUAUCACUGACAAAAUGGUAAAUAACUCAGCAUGGAUGUGUAACUUUGUACAACAGUAUUUGGGAAGUGUUCACGAACUUAACCCAAAGGAAUUUGGCCAGGUGUGGCUUCCUUAAUGACGUAUUUAGAGUUUGACGGUAGAUAA
This is a messenger RNA of Nyctereutes procyonoides (raccoon dog), 679 nucleotides long. Its product is annotated as ephrin type-A receptor 6-like. The transcript is spliced from 3 exons. Bases 25 to 309 code for a protein of 94 amino acids. Lineage: Eukaryota; Metazoa; Chordata; Mammalia; Carnivora; Canidae. Gene Ontology annotation, molecular function: protein binding; transmembrane-ephrin receptor activity. Gene Ontology annotation, biological process: axon guidance. The record is from RefSeq and is a predicted model, not a curated record. Gene Ontology annotation, cellular component: neuron projection.